Messenger RNA from Lactuca saligna, 828 nucleotides. NCBI's taxonomy places the organism in Eukaryota, Viridiplantae, Streptophyta, Magnoliopsida, Asterales, Asteraceae. The record is from the annotation of a GenBank genome assembly.
AUGAAGAACCAAAACGAUUCAUGUUCUCAAAUCCCUCUAAAAAUGGCGUUUUUCAACCACUAUCUCCUCAUCUUCAUCCUCUUCGUUCUCUCCGUAGAAUCAGCAGACCCUUCUGCACAGCUCUGUAACGACAACUCAAAUUCCACGACACCUCAAAUCACCAAAAACAUCGACUCCAUUCUCCCCAAACUAGUCCAAGCCACCUCCCAAUUCGGCUACAGUGCAACCUCAUUCGGCCAUGGUGAAACCCAAGUCUUCGGUCUAGCUCAAUGCCGAGGUGACGUCAGCACCCAAGACUGCUCUUCCUGCAUCCAAGAAGCAGCAAAAGAAAUCCGAAGCUUUUGUCCAAAGAAAGUCGACGCUAGAAUAUGGUACGAAUACUGUUUCUUAAGGUACAACACUCAAAACUUCAUCGGGGAACUUGAUACGGGUUACGGGGUUUUUUACUAUAAUGUUGAAAACGUAACCGACCCGAAAACCUUUAACAAGGGACUCGGGUCGCUCAUGUAUCAGAUCAAUACAGUAGCAGCUGUGUCGGGGAGUAAAGGGCUGGGGAAAGGAGAGACGAAGUUGUCGCCAUUUUUGACACUUUAUGCAUUGGUUCAGUGCACCAGAGACUUGCCGGAGCUUUCGUGUAGGCAGUGUUUAGCGAUUGCUGUCGGGAACUUUCCGACGUUUUGUGAAAACAAGAAGGGGUGUAGAGUUAUAUAUAGUAGUUGUUAUGUUAGAUAUGAACUCUAUCCUUUCUUCUUUCCUCUUGAUGAUAAGCAGACGCCUCUUGAAAGCUCUUCGAUGACAAAUUACAGAUCAGUAGUCACAAAAUCUUGA